This is a messenger RNA of Geodia barretti, 2294 nucleotides long. NCBI's taxonomy places the organism in Eukaryota, Metazoa, Porifera, Demospongiae, Tetractinellida, Geodiidae. The record is from the annotation of a GenBank genome assembly.
CAGGGUGUGCUGCAGAUUCAACUGCGCAGGUUAGGCGCUGCUGUCUUGGGUAUUGUUUCGCCUUCAGUAUGUGGAGAAUGGAGGAGAUGUAGUGCGACCGAAGGUCCGAAUCUACGCGUUCGGUUCAGCAGCCAGUCACGAUGGAGCUGCCAAAGCUGUCCAGAUGGCCAGUGUUCAGUCUUCUCUCUCUGGAUUUCCUCCAGAGUGUCAGGCUGGGGUGUGUGUUCGGCUCGGCUGGCAAUGAGGCAGUGGUGGUCUGCGUCAACUCUGACGUGUAUGCUCUUGGCUCCAACACAAAUGGUUGUCUUGGUGUCGGAGACCUGAGGAGCUCUCUUCAACCUCGCAAGGUCGAUGCUCUCUGCGGGAAAGGUAUUGUCCAUCUGGCGUAUGGCAGUGGGCCUCACGUCGUGGCUCUGACUUCCAGUGGAGAUAUUUAUUCCUGGGGACAUAAUGGAUACGGACAGCUCGGUCUUGGAGCCAGUGUGACGACGGGACAAGGGACAAUCCCACGGAAAUUGAGUGGGAGUUUUUCAGGGGUUAAAAUUGCCAGUGUGUCGUGUGGAGGACACCAUACGGUUGCCGUGACAGCAUCAGGAGAGGUCUAUUCCUGGGGCUAUAAUAACUGUGGCCAGCUGGGAACUGGAGACACCGUCAACUACACGGCACCUAAGAGAGUGGAAGGAGGAGCACUAGGGACUGUUAGGUGUGUGUCGACUUCGUGUGGAUCAGCAUGCUCCUUUGCCAUCUCUCAACAAGGAGAGUUAUUCUGCUGGGGCUACAAUGGGAAUGGUCAGCUGGGGAUCAGUAACAACACGAAUCAGACUCUCCCGUGUAAAGCGAGGAUGCCUGAGAGCACUCCUAUCAUUCAGGUUGCGUGCGGAGCCUCUCACACAAUGUGUCUGUCGGACGAAGGCCUCCUCCUCACGUGGGGCUCCAACACCUGUGGUCAGCUGGGGACGGGGAACAAGACAAACUCCAGCACACCCACACACACUGCUGGCGACAUCGACAGGUUAGUCGAGAUUGCUGCAGUCCACAACAGCAACAUUUCAGCUGCAUCUGUAGUCAGUGGAAAAGUGUACAUGUGGGGAGUUUGUAGAGGCCAGAACGUUCUCUCGCCAAUGGAGACCAACUUUUCUUCGCUGGACGAAGUCUUUGCCUGUUUCGCCUCACCUCCGUGUACCUGGAAGCCUCUGUCUUUAGAGAGUGAUGACUCCAGUGGGUUAGUGAGCUGCAUUGCCGGCAGAUUCAAUGACCCCAACACAUCAGACGUGGCGUUUGUCGUCGAAGGAAAGAAGAUUCACGUUCACAAGGCUAUCUUGCGAAUGAGAUGUGAGUACUUCAACUCCAUGUUUCAGCAAGGAAGAUGGAAUGAAGCCGAAAAAGAUGCAAUUGAGAUCCAGCAGUUUUCGUACGGAGUCUAUCACAGUUUCCUGAAAUACCUGUACACUGACAGUGUCGACAGUGCGACAACGGAAGAGACAGUCGAGUUGCUGCAUCUCUCAGACUCUUACUGUGAGAGGCAGCUGAAGAGGGCGUGUGAGAAGAUCCUCUGGCAGAGCGUGUCCGUGGAGAAUGUCACAGGUCUUAUCGCUGUGGCAGACAAGUAUAAAGCUGAGAGUCUCAUGGACUACUGUUUCAAGUUUGCCUACCAGCACAUGACACAGGUAGCCCUAUCUGGUGGAUUUGCCGAGCUCGAUGGAGCACUGGCCAAGCAGCUCACGGUGAAAGCAGCAGAAAUGGGCAUUUUCAAGACUUGAGGCUAAAACUGAAGCCCAUUUUUCAGUCUCUAGCGUUAUAAUAUAUCACUUCAUAGAGCAAAGUUUCGUUGGAGAAGUAUUUAUUUAUUUGUUUUUUGGUAGCUUCAUGAGUUUUUGGUCUUUUAGCCAGGAAAAUGCUAGUAUUCCAGUUUUAACCCAUUCUUCUUUGUUUUGUGUUAUUGUUUUGUUUUUUUGUAGUCAUAUCAUUCACUAUCAGUAUUUGCCAUUGUAGUAUAGCUACACAUUUGUCAUAUCAAUUUGAUACCACUUAUUUCAUAGUUCUUGCUUGUUGUGCAAAGGUUUCAUUGUAGCUAAAUGAAAGGGUCACUACUCAGCUAAGCACCUUAAAAAUCAGAUUAUUUAUUUUAUUAUACGAUUCAAACUGUGUUACACAGCAAAGAUUAAUAAACCACGACAUCAUUUUAAUCAUCAGGUACAACUGAUCAGGGCUUCCUCCAUCUGUAUGCAUAGGAUAUGCAAUUACUGAAACUGUAUUGAAACUGUAGCUUCACUGGCAUUUGAAGGCCCCGCCCA